AUGGAUCUACGCUAUGAAUGCAUUGCUAUUGAAAAGACGAAUUCCACGCUUUCCUUAUUAGUCAGAAAAAGUUUGGAUGAUCUGGAACUGAUUCCCUCCUUUAUCGACAGAGCUGAAGACAACAAGGUGAGUGUGGAAGAUGUCAAGAAGCUUGAGGAAAUAGUUGGUUUAACACUCUCCAAUUUGUCUAGUAUUAGUAGAAAGGUACACGUCUAUUUGUUGGGUCUUUUUUCAUAAAG
Messenger RNA from Cylicostephanus goldi, 239 nucleotides. Lineage: Eukaryota; Metazoa; Nematoda; Chromadorea; Rhabditida; Strongylidae. The record is from the annotation of a GenBank genome assembly.